Molecule: messenger RNA, 744 nt
Organism: Synchytrium microbalum
Lineage: Eukaryota; Fungi; Chytridiomycota; Chytridiomycetes; Synchytriales; Synchytriaceae
Exons: 5
Coding region: 1-744 (247 amino acids)
Biological process (GO): protein localization to organelle; intracellular protein transport; Golgi to plasma membrane protein transport
Cellular component (GO): Golgi apparatus
Molecular function (GO): GTP binding
Source: RefSeq, a predicted model, not a curated record
AUGAUCCUGGGAGACGUAUACCUCGAUUCGGCACUCAUAUUUGUGUUGGUUGCCGUACUUGCUGUCACGAUUGUUGUGAUAUUGAGCUAUUUCAGGAAGGCUACCAGUCGCAGAGACACAUUCCUGAUCACUGGCCUCUCAGAUGCUGGCAAAACUACCCUAUACCUUCGUUUACGAUAUGGAAGAAUAAAACCUACGCAUACAUCAAUGCAAGAAAACGAAGGGCUUUUUGCCUUACACACGGAGAAUGCCGACAAGGCAAAUGCACCAAUCCACAUUGUAGAUGUGCCAGGCCACGAAAAGUUACGGUACAGGUUUGCAGAAUUCCUACCGAUCGCACGAGCAAUCAUUUUUGUAGUGGAUUCUUCGACGAUUACACAACAAGUACGAAGAUCCGCUGAAUAUUUAUAUGAUAUAUUGGCAAAUCGACAUGCUACGGUACCCAAACCGAUACCUAUACUUGUGGUUUGCAACAAGUCGGAUCAUUUGCUGGCUGCUUCUGAGGGCAAGAUUCGAACGUUGCUGGAAACGGAAAUAGACAAGCUUCGAGCAACCAGAGCAGCAGCCUUGGAUAAACAGGAUAGUGGUGGACAAGAAGAAGUGUAUUUGGGGUUUGACAAUGAGGCGUUCAAGUUUGAUCACGUACCGAGCGACAUUACAUUUGUCAAGUCAUGCCUAGCUGGUACAGAAGACGAGAUUAGCGGUAUUGAGGACAUUAUCAAUUGGAUUCAAGAAUCAUCGUAA